Cyprinodon variegatus (sheepshead minnow) is the source of this 4220-nucleotide messenger RNA. RefSeq names its product GRAM domain containing 4 (gene gramd4a). Bases 339 to 2192 code for a protein of 617 amino acids. NCBI's taxonomy places the organism in Eukaryota, Metazoa, Chordata, Actinopteri, Cyprinodontiformes, Cyprinodontidae. Gene Ontology annotation, biological process: apoptotic process; negative regulation of toll-like receptor 9 signaling pathway. The transcript is spliced from 20 exons. The record is from RefSeq and is a predicted model, not a curated record.
GAAGAAGAAACAGGGCACGGCUUGUCUCUUUAUAGCGGGUUAUAACGGCGCUGUCCGAGAACGACGCAACUGGUAUUUUUUUUUCUCCUUUUCUAAACAUCAUUUGCGUUUUCUCCUGUUAUAAUGACGAGGCUACCCGCUGUCUAACGACAAACCCCGGGGAGGAUACAGUCGUUUUGACGGUGCUGAGCGGAGAGCGGCGGCGGACAUUGCAGGGAUGGAGGGACCUGGAAAGCAGACGUCGUAGUGAGGAAGGCGGGCAGACAGAUAGACGCUAAUUUGAGAAGCAGCAGGUGUACGGAAGGAUAAAAGCAGCACCGGAGGGAACCUCAGUGUUCAUGAAACUUUGCUACGAUUUACGUGCUGGGGUUGCCGUCCGCCAUGUUAAGGUAAAGCCCAGGUACGCGGUGUUGACCAUGCUAAAGCGCCUGGACAGGAUCCGCUUCCGAGGCCCCAGGACGAGAGACGACUUCCCAGAUCUGGGCGAUUCGCCACCCGCCUCCGACAGUGAAUGUAACGACGACGUGCAGCUGAAGCCGAGAGCAUCUCUGCGGGAUGCAGAAGAUGUUCAGCGAGACCCUGCCGGUUCAGGGUCCCCCACGAUGGCAGCCGCCGUUCAGGACUUCCAGAGGUCAGAGUCAGAACGCCUCAGUGAAGUGAAAGGUCACUUGGAAAUUGCCUUACUUGAGAAACAUUUCCUACAGGAGGAGCUGAGAAAGUUGCGGGAAGAGACCAAUGUGGAUUCUCUACGGCAGGAGCUGGAGAGGGAGCGGAGUAAAAGGCUGGAUCUGGAGCAGAAGAUGAAUGAGGUCCUGAGAACGAGACUGGAGGACUCUCCACCUCAGCCCCCAAGGAAACAGCAGUCGCCCUCCAACAAUGGCACAGCAGAGAAGCAGCAGAAGGAGGUGUGGAGUUCACGGCUGCAGAAGUGGCUGUACGAGCGCUUCGGGGUUUACAUCGAAGACUUCCGCUUCCAGCCAGAGGAGAGCACUGUGGAGGCAGAGGAGCCGCUAAGUGCUAAAAGGUUGACAGAAAACAUGAGGCGACUCAAGCGAGGAGCCAGACCUGUCACUAACUUCUUAAGGAACCUCUCCGCCUUAUCCAACUGGCACUCGGUCUACACCUCAGCCAUUGCCUUCAUUAUUUACAUGAAUGCUGCUUGGCACGGCUGGGUGAUCCCCAUGUUCCUCUUCUUGGCCAUCAUACGCUUAUCUUUAAAUUACCUCAUUGCCAGAGGGUGGAGGAUCCAGUGGAGCAUUGUGCCUGAAGUUUCAGAACCCAUGGAGCCCCCAAAGGAAGACUUGACUGUGUCUGAGAAGUUUCAGCUUGUACUCGACGUUGCACAAAAAGCUCAGAACAUUUUUGGUAAGAUGGCCGACGUUCUGGAGAAGAUAAAGAAUCUGUUUAUGUGGGUGCAGCCUGACAGCACCCGGAAGCUUUACAUCUGCCUGUGGGUCGCUUUCGUCGUGUCCUGCGUCCUGCCAUACAAGCUGAUGGGUUUCAUGAUGGGAGUGUACGCCGGUAUAAAGUUCUUCAUCAUAGACUUCUUGUUUAAGAGCUGUCCAAAGCUUCGAGACAAGUAUGACACACCUUACAUAGUAUGGAACAGCCUCCCCACGGACCCCCAGCUCAAAGAGAGGACCAACGCCACCGUGUCACGGAGGCUCUCCUGCAUUGAGAAGGUUCAACCGGUGGUGUCUCGGAGCAGCCUAGCCACGGUACCCAGCGGUAUGAGCAGGGAAGACGAGGCAGGUCGCUCUCACAGCACCAAAAAGGGGCCCUUCCAUGAGAUCUUCAACCUGCCAGAAUCAGAGCGCCCUCUGGCGGUGUGUGAGAACGGCUGGAGGUGUUGUCUGAUAAACAGAGACAGGAAGAUGCCCACAGACUACAUCAGGAACGGAGUACUCUACGUGACAGAGAAUUAUCUUUGCUUUGAGAGCUCCAGCUCCAAAUCCAGCUCCUCCAAGAAAAAUAAAGUGAUCAAGCUGGAGGACAUCACAGACGUCCAGAAGUACAAAGUUCUGUCGGUUCUGCCAGGAAGCGGUAUGGGCAUCUCUAUAGCCACUCCGUCUACUCAGAAGCCGCUGGUGUUUGGUGCAAUGAUCCACAGAGACGAGGCGUUCGAGACCAUCUUCACUCAGUACAUGAAGAUCGUCACCACCUCCAAACCACCGACCAGCGCAGAGAUUUAGGCCGUCUGCUCUUCACUUCCACUCCUCCUUUUUUUGGGAGGGCAGCAGAAAACUGAAGCGGAGCGGCUUCUGAUUCCCUCAAACUCCUCCUGCUCUCUGGACGGAUGUCGGCUCCUCUUUGAAGGCUCCCAGUCCUGCUCCAGCAGAAGGACGCCGUUCAUCCUGCAGGGGAAGCUAACAGAGUGAGGAGUCGGAUGGGCGUAGCUCCUACGAGCUGCUGAGGAGCUGGAUCUCCUCUUCCACCUGAUUUUUUUUUUUUUUUUUUUUGUCCUGGCUUUCUGGUGUUGCAUGUGUGAGUGUGUGGUGUCAGCUACCAUAGGAAGCUUUCUCUAACCUGCUUCGAACUACCAGAUUGGAACCGGUGCCUGUUGGCUGAAACCCAACGAAACCACAGUUGUGAACGUGUUCAGCAGCCGUUUGUUUUCCUUAGUGUUGAACAUGUCCGCCUCCGACCAACAGAGCCUUUCUGUUAGUUUACAUCACCGUUCUUUGUUUUUUUUCUAAACACAUUUUAGCAGCGACAGAGCCGCCGAUGAAACCGGCUCGCAAACUGGAAAAAAAAAAAAAAAAAACCUUCUGCUUCUGUUUAAGUGUGCCGACUUGGAAAGUGACGUAAACGUUUUAAUUCUUUUAUUCUUUUGCCUUUUUAUUCUUUGAAAGUCUCUGUAAGAAACAGCCUUCUCUGGAUGCGUAGCUGGUAGACGAGCACAGCGCUGACUGCCAUUUUUUAGAUUUCUGGCACAGUUAGAGAACAGUGUUUAUGUCAGAGCUCUAGCUGUACGUGUCUGAAGAAAUCUAUUUUAAUGUUUAGCUGGUUUAUUUCAUGCACUUUACCAGAACUCCUAACUGGACUUGCUGGGAGGAAUGUUUGACUAUUAAAUCCUUCCAUAGCUGGUCAACAAAAUCAGGCACUUAGUCCCAUUAAAAAAAAUGUGCAAUUAAAUAAAAAAAAAAUCCUUAUUUUAUAUGUCAGUGUAAAACCCAGGCCUAUUUAUGGCUUCUGAUUUGUCGCUUGAGCUGUUUUUGGGUUUGUAGCAGUUAAAAGUUAUGAUGAUAAUCUACAAUAGUGCCUCACAAAAGUAUCCAUAAUGCAGUUUUAGGUCCGUCCCUACCGUGCUUCUCCAUUAGCUUCCACCUUUUGAAUGUAGGUCAAAAAGCAGCUUCUUAAAUGUUAAACCUGGACACUUCCUGGUUUUUUCUUUUAACCCCCUGGUGCUCAUUGUUCUGUAAAAGCCGGAUCUGUGAAAUGAACAGUUAUCUAGUCCCACCCGAGCUGCAGAUGUCUGCAGCUCCUCUCUUCUGAGAUACUUUUGUCAGGCACCACAGCUGCUUUUCUCUCCCUCUAUCUGCAAUGUCACAGAUACAGCUGAGAUUUCUAGCUGUAGUCAAAGGUCUAGGCUUAAACAAAUCUUUAGUAUCACUGUAUUUUUGAAAUUUCCCAAGAUUAAAGCAGGUCUUUGCUCUCGGGGAACGGCUUAAUCUGUGUUUUAAAUUGAAUGCCAAACUAAAAGACACUUUCUGGUGUUUUAGUGAGCAGAAUGCAGUGAUGGACCGGAGGAUUAUCUUUGGAGUUUUAGUGUGACUGAUAUGAGAUAUAGAGUAGCUCUAUAAAACUCUCCAGCGACCUAACUUUCCUGUAUGUCCUAAACACUGUUCAAAGGGGAAGCCUUGACAUUUACUUUUUUUUUUAUUUCUGACUGAUUAUGGUCUGCUUUAAACGGACUGUCUCAGAUCCACUAAACUGCCCUCACACUAGAAAUGUCAAGGUUUCUCCUCAAUCCUAACUCCUCCUGUUCUCCUCCAUCUGACUCAGCUGAGCUGGAUAUGAAGCUGCCUGAACUGCAGCAGACCGGUUCGGUCCGUUUUAGAGUGAGAAGAAUGUUUAUGUUUUUACUUUAGAAUCUGUUCACUGUGCUGAAUCAUGAGAAGGCUGUUCUCAAAUAUAGCAAAGAAUGUACUAUAUGAUAGAGCCUUCCCUUCCCUGAAACUAAAAGGUUCACUUCCCAGAACUUUUUACACGUUUCUCAU